AUGAAUAUAAACGAUUUUCUAGCGGCUCCUGAAAUUGUUCGUCGUCUUACUUCACAAGAUGCAUUUGAGAACGAGACUGUUACAUUUACAUGUACAGUACAGGAUGUUGAUAAUACUAAUGAAGAUGAACCUUAUUCAAUAUCAUGGUUUUUUAAUGAUAAACAAAUUGAAUCAAAUAAUGAAAAAUAUUCAAUUGAUGAAAAUCCGAAAACAGGCAUUUGCUUAUUAACUAUAAGACAUAUUGUACCAGAUGAUGAAGGUGCAUAUCGAUGUGUAGCAACAAAUCAAUAUGGGUCAUCAGUUACUACUGGAUUUCUUGCAGUUUUAAGGAGAAAACGAUCUCAGUCACCAUCUCCUAGUCGUAAUGCAAGUCCGAGUCGAGCAUUAAGUCCAUCAAAUAAUCGUUUACGUGAUCGAAGUGCUUCACCAUUACGAUAUAUUAAUAUGCCUAUGUCAAAAUUAGCAAGAGUUACUGAAGAACUUGAAAGUCUGAUUAAUCCAUCUGCAGCAAUUGUUCAUGCAGAUGAAAAAAUAAAAGAACCAAUUAAAGAAUCGGAAGAAGUACCAACAUCUAGUCAAGAAAAUGAACCAUCUAUAACGGAAACUAUUAAAUUAGAAGAUAGUAUUAAUCUUCCACAAGCUCCCACAACAACUGUAACAACAGAGGAAAUACCAGUUUCGAUUAAAACAACAGAAGAAGUACCAACAUCUAACGAACAACAAGAACUACCUGCAACAACAGAAGACAUACCAGUAACGAUUAAAACAAUAGAAGAAGUGCCAGUAUCUAUUAUGCAAAAAGAAUUACCUGAAACAAUAGAAGAACUACCAGUAACGAUUAAAGCAAUAGAAGAAGAACCAGUAUCUAGUAAACGAAAAGAAUUACCUCCAACAACAGAAGAAGUACCAGAAUCUAAUAAACGAAAAGAAUUAUCUUUACCAGCAACAGUCGAACUUGAGCAAAGUAUUAUUCCUUCUCCUACGAUUUUAACGCCAGUCACAAUAACACCAGUAGAAGAAAAUAAAUUAGAUAUCAGUACAAUUGAAGAACAAGUACAACCAAUUAUUGUCUCGAAAUUACCUUCUAUAGUACGAAUAACCGAGGGUGAAGAUCUUGAUAUUAGCUGUUCCAUUACAGGUGUUCCUGAACCGGUGAUACAUUGGACUAAAAAUAAUGUUGAUAUUCGAGAAGAUCAUCGUAUUGAUAUUUAUUCCGAUCGUGGUGUACAUCACUUAGAAAUUAGUGAUGUUUUAGUGUCUGAUCAAGGUCUGUAUACAAUACAUGCAGAGAAUUCAUUAGGUACAAUCAAUGCCGAUUGUCAAAUUGAAGUUAUUGAAAAUGUUGAUAAAGUUAAACGAUUGAAAGUCGAAGGAUUAUAUACUUAUGGCUCACGCCAACAAACAUAUAAAGCACCAGAAUUUCUUAUUAAACCAAAAAAUCGUAUAGUUCACGAAGGUGAACAAUUUCAAAUAUGUUCAAAAGUGAUUGGUAAUCCAGCACCACAAAUUCUUUGGGUUCGUUUGGAUAAGCCAUUAGAAGAUGAUGGUUAUCAUAGAAUUUAUGAUCGUAAUGGUGAAAAUUAUCUUGAAAUUCCAAAAAUUUCUAUUCUGGAUGCUGGGGAAUAUUCUUGUAUUGCUACAAAUAUGAUGGGAGCGGCUUAUAGUAAAUUUGUUGUAUCCGUUGAAGCGAUGACUGAACCAGAAUCAACUAGUUCAGAAAUGGAAGAACGUUCGGCUAAUGUCUCAGAUGUUGAUACAAAUGCUGUGGUCGAUUUUCCUCGAUCAAUUGCUUCACAAUUAAUUGAUAAACAUGUACGACAACAUCGUCAAUUGAAAUUAUCUGAUCAAUCCGAUGUGGAUUUUUUCUUUUCUGAUUUUAUCUUAAAAGAUGAUUUUCGUGAUGAAGCACGAGAUGUAUUUAUGAAUAAAGGUGAUAUGGUUGAAAUAGUCGAUAUUGAUAAACAAGAUAAAUGGCUUGUUAGAAAUAAGAAAAAUUUAAAUCAGAUUUGUUAUGUACCUCCAGAAUUUCUUGAAAUGGUACCUGAUAUUGAUAUGAGUCCAACACUAUCAAAUUUAGCUAAUCUUGAUACCAUUCAACCAAUUGUACCUAGCAAACGAAUAUUUACAAAAAAGUCCGGUGUAGUGACUAGCAAUAUCGACAAACGAUACAAUCCACUUAAUCAAGAAGAACAAGAUUCAUCAUCUAGUAGUGAUGAUUUAAAAACAAUGACAGAGGAAGCGGAAGUAUAUUAUGCUAAUUCUGAUUAUGUCCCUAUACGUCCUGAUGGAAUAGCACUAGCUGAAAAUCAACUUGUCGAUGUGCUUGAUUCACAUGAUCCCGCACAAUAUCUUGUUCGUACUCGACCUCGAAAAGAUGAACGACCAAAAAUAGGUUGGGUUGAAGCAUGUUUUCUCGAAAAGAAAUCAACAAAUAUAGGACAGGUGAGUAAAUAUAAAUUUCAUCUUGUUUAUUUCAUUACUUACGCAUAUCACUACUGA
Molecule: messenger RNA, 2499 nt
Organism: Adineta steineri
Lineage: Eukaryota; Metazoa; Rotifera; Eurotatoria; Adinetida; Adinetidae
Source: the annotation of a GenBank genome assembly